UACAACAACUUGUAUCAAUCCAAUCCCAAAAGUACUGAAAUGAGGAGGGUGACAAGGUUGACCAUCUCGACCAGAGAAGAUGAAAUUUCUAGGAUAGAGAGAACAGAAAUUAGAUACCCCUUGUUGGGUGAGAAAGCUAACAAGCUUCAAAAAUGUGCAUCCAUGAUCCAUUUGCUAUUGAUAAGGUUUGCAUCUGACAAGCUAACAAGCUUGAAGGAAAGUAUCCCAAAGUUGUUUUUUAUGAACAGAAGAUACUGGGAUGCAAAUGGAUACUGGAAAAGAAGGUUUUAGUGCUUUAAAUUUCUCCAUCUUCAUCCUGUUGCUGUUCAGCUUGCUUCCAUUACAGUGUUGUUCUCAAGUUCAUGACAUAACUCCGUCGCGACCAUUAGCAGAGGGACAAACUAUUGUCUCCCCAGGCAACUUAUUCGAGUUGGGAUUCUUCAGUCCUAAUAAUUCUGCUGCUAAUAAAUAUGUGGGGAUAUGGUACCAGAAUAUACUUCCUCGUAAAGUUGUAUGGGUGGCCAACAGAGAAAAGCCUCUUGCAGUUGCAGAUACCGUGGCUAGUUUGAGAAUUAGCCGCAAUGGGACUCUGGAACUUGUAGAUGGGAAGCAGAAUUCUGUUUGGUCAAAUAAUGUUUCAGUGCCAUCUAAUGGGUCAGCAGCCGCCCUUCUUUUAGACGAUGGAAACUUUGUUGUCAAAGUCAAUGCAGGAGCAGCUGAUCAUUUGUGGGAGAGCUUUGAUUAUCCUAGUGACACACUUCUACCUAGUAUGCUGCUGGGAUUUGAUAGUAAAUCAGGAAAGAGGAAUUUCUUGAGUGCCUGGAAAAGUGAGAGUGAUCCAUCAACUGGGAUAUUCUUGGCUGGAUUGAGACCAGAGGUGCCUUCACAGUUGGUGGUUUGGAUCAAUGGAUCAACUCUCAACUGGAGAAGCGGGCCAUGGGAUAAAUCAAAGUUCAUCGGCGUACCCGAAAUGGAUGAUCAAUAUCAAAGUGGAUUUUAUCUAGAUGAAAAUGCGCAACUGGGAACAAAGUAUUUCUCUUUUAGUUUAUUUGACAAAACUGUGGCAGCAUAUAUGGACAUCUCUUCAGAGGGUGUACUAAAGCUUAUCUAUUCGACACAUGGUGAGAACUGGAAUACUUUCUGGGAAGCCCCAAAGAGUCCAUGUGACAAUUAUGGAGCAUGUGGACCUUUUGGGGCUUGCAAAGCUUCUGAAUCUCCAAUCUGCAAGUGUUUGAAAGGGUUUGUUCCCAAGUCACUUGAGGAAUGGAGCAAAGGAAACAGGGCAGGAGGGUGUGUGAGGAAAACCAAAUUGUUUUGUGAGAGUAACACAAAUCAGUCAGUUGGUUCGAGAGGAAAUGACGAUGGGUUUUGGAAGAUGUCAAGAGUAAAACUACCAGAUUUUCAUGAGUAUAUUUCGUCUUUGAGUACUGAAAACUGCAGGAGACAGUGUCUAGAUAAUUGUUCUUGCUUGGCCUAUACAUAUGUUAAUAAUAUAGGGUGUUUGGUCUGGUCCAAAGACAUUAUUGAUGUUGAGGAGUUUUCAUCUGCUGGACAAGAUCUUUUUAUUCGCCUACGCACAGAAUCUGGUGAAGGAAAGCGAACAAGGUUAAUUGUUAGCCUCACAGUAGCUAUUUGUUUUAUGUGUGUCUUGGCUGCCAUAGUGUUCAUUUUGCACAGGUUGCGAGCAAAACAAACGGGAAACAUCAAAGUAACAAGAAAGUUCAUUGAAUUGAAUGAUACCAUUGGGAAUUCAAGUAACACUCUUCAAGAAUAUAUCAGACGGCAUGAUCGGUCAGAGUUACUCAUCUAUAAUUUUGAUAACAUAUUACUUGCUACGAACAAUUUCAGUAUCACAAACAAACUCGGGGAAGGAGGAUUUGGCCCUGUUUACAAGGGUAAACUGCAAGAAGGGAAGGAAAUAGCAGUAAAAAGACUAUCUAGUAGCUCAGGGCAAGGCAUAGAAGAGUUCAAGAAUGAGAUGCUGUUGAUCUCCAAAAUGCAACAUAAAAAUCUCGUUAGGAUCAUGGGCUGCUCUGUCCAGGAUGAUGAGAAGUUACUAAUUUACGAGUUCAUGCCAAAUGGAAGCUUGGAUACUCUUCUAUUCAAUCCAAUGACAGGAGGAGCAGUGCUUGAUUGGGGUCGACGCUUCAAGAUUAUUCAGGGUGUUGCUAGAGGGCUUCUUUAUCUCCACCAUGAUUCCUGUUUGAAGGUAAUACAUAGAGACUUGAAGGUCAGUAACAUUCUCUUGGAUGAGAACAUGAACCCAAAAAUUUCAGAUUUUGGAUUGGCACGUAUCGUUCAAAGCACGCAGAGUCUAGCAAAUACUCACAAGGUUGUGGGAACAAUGAGGGGGCUAGGGUGGCUAGGCGGUCUAGGCGGUCGGUGGGCAGGAGCUAGGCGAUCUAGGCGGUCACUAGGCGGGCGCUAGGCUGUCUAGGAAGGCGGGCUAGGCUGUCUCUAGCGCCUGGAGAAAAACAAACGCCAUUUUGGAAUCUCCAAGGUCAUGACGAGAUGACGAUGGUGCUAUGAGCCAGAGAGAGAUGAGGAUUGAAAAAGAAGAGAGGUCAUGGGUUAUGUCUGAGCAAGAGAGAGGGGCUGGAAGACGGCUCGUGUUAGAGUUAGGGUUUGAGAAGGAAAAUUGCAUUUAUAUGUUGUUGAAACAAAGAAGAAAAAAAAGAAAAAAGAAAGAGAGACGGGCCCCCAUUACUCCUCUAGGCAUUAGACCCCUGCCUGCAGCCCGCCUACCACCUUGUUUCGAACAUUGGGCUUGACAUGUUGGUAAAUCAAGCUGUACCAGCGCUUCAAUCUACUACCCUUGCAAUUUUAACUAACUCCUCUUCCCUUCUGUUUGUGUUCAUAAUUAACCGAAAAUUAGUUGCAUAGCAUAGCAUCUAGAUUUAACUUUUCUAGUAUCAUUUUUCUCAAGACUAUAAACAAAGAAGCAAUUUUGUCAAUUUAAUACUACUCAAUUGAUUGUAUAGUGGCUAUAUGUCUCCGGAGUAUGCCAUGGGCGGGAUGUUUUCUGAAAAAUCUGAUGUCUAUAGCUUUGGGGUCUUGCUGUUGG
Messenger RNA from Prunus mume (Japanese apricot), 3064 nucleotides. RefSeq names its product G-type lectin S-receptor-like serine/threonine-protein kinase At1g61370. Gene Ontology annotation, biological process: protein phosphorylation; recognition of pollen. Gene Ontology annotation, cellular component: plasma membrane. Gene Ontology annotation, molecular function: protein tyrosine kinase activity; ATP binding; protein serine/threonine kinase activity. Lineage: Eukaryota; Viridiplantae; Streptophyta; Magnoliopsida; Rosales; Rosaceae. The record is from RefSeq and is a predicted model, not a curated record.